AUGGCCUCCACUAGCAAAGCCUCGAUCGCGCAACCGCCUCCUCCCUUGUUGAAGCCCAAGUCGAUCAUUCCCAACGCCCCCGCGGUCGUGCCUUCGUUCGAGUCGCUGCCGGUGAACAAAUCCCAAGUCGAAAAGGCGCUGACCGCACUCCUGGCCCAUCUCGAGAAAGCAAAGUCAACGUCGUCAUUCGAUCUCCUGCAGGAUGAGCAGCACAAGCUCUCCCUCGUUGUUGGGUUGAAGAAGGUGCCCAAGCGACCCGUUCACAAGCCGAUCCGAUUGUUAGUUUCCGACCCCCAAGAUUCCUUCCAAGUUUCCUUCUCGCCUCGGAGCUUCGAGCUCCAAGCUCCUCCCCUUUUACUUCGUACUUGAUCCCUGACCCCACUUCGCCGCUUGAUCAACAGACCGUUGAAGCAUGCGUUGAUAAACCCCAAGGAAUCGCCCGUGACCUUGUUCGUCAAGGACCCGCAGCGACAGUACAAAGAUCUGCUCGACACGUCCGAUAUCAACUUCAUCUCGCGUGUCGUCGGGCUCGACAAGUUGCGCAACAAGCACAAGACGUUCGAGGCCAAGCGGGCCCUGUUGAAGGAAGCCGAAUUGUUCCUCGUCGAUGACCGGGUCGUCAUUGAGGUCGGGAAAGCGAUCGGCAAAAUGUUCCGAGAGGCGAACAAGUGAGCUUUUCUGCCUGGCCUGGAGUGGUACCGCUACGAUUUCGUCUUACUUACCAAUCCAAUUCCUAACAAUCCAAUAACUUCCUUCAAGACAACCCGUCCCCAUCACCAUCACCCGCAAAGACCUCAAGGCUGAGCUCGAGCGAGCCGUUUCUGCGACCUAUGUCCAGGUGAACACCGGCACGACUUUGUCAGUUCUUUGCCUGCACGAUCAGCAGUUUCACUUGCUUGAGCAUCCCCUCCUAAAUUCGUUUUUCGUCGUUUCAGCUCUAUUAAAUUUGGUUCGACCGGCCUCCACACCCCCGAGCAACUGCUCGACAACCUGCUGUGCGUGAUCCCCCAACUCGCCGUCCGAUUACCGUUCCCCAACGACGGCUUCGACAUUAUCCAAACCCUGCACAUCAAGUCGACCCAUUCGACCGCGUUGCCGAUCUACAACGUCUCGUUGGACGAACAGGGGCGCUUCAAGGGCCCUUCGCAGGCCGAGAUCGAGGCCGUGCAGGCCAAGAAACAGGAGAAAGAACGGCUUGCUUUGGAGAAGCAGAAGAAGGAGAUGGAGAAGGAGAAGAGGAGGAUCGAGAGGAGUGCGACAAAGACUGGGAAAGGGAGAGCGGGCAAGAGGGACGCCGAUGCCGUUGCUGCUGCUGCUGCGGUUCAGGAGGUCGAACCCGUUCAAGCUGCUGAGGCUGAAGAGCCCAAGAAGAAGAAGAGCAAAAAGUCCAAGGACUGA
Messenger RNA from Microbotryum saponariae, 1398 nucleotides. The record is from the annotation of a GenBank genome assembly. Lineage: Eukaryota; Fungi; Basidiomycota; Microbotryomycetes; Microbotryales; Microbotryaceae.